GUGAUUCCGAAACGCGGUUAGAAUUCGUCCUUCCCGAUUUUCCCAAUUUUGCGCCCAAAUUUGAUUUCUCUUGGAAAAAAAACCCUAAUUCCAAAAUCGAGCUACGCCAAGGAACCCUUCAAUCAAUCCUGUUGCUACCAAGAUUUGACGUAUCAGCUUUCCUCCUGUAUUUUCAGUGCUCUGCCUCGUUUGAACCCUAAAACGAUCCGUUUAAUCGAGCAAGCAGAAGGAUGGCGAUUGCAAGAACUGGUGUUUUUGUAGACGACUAUUUGGAGUAUUCUAGCACACUGCCGGCGGAGCUUCAGAGGCUUCUCAAUACCAUUCGAGAACUGGACGAACGUUCACAAGCCAUGAUAAACCAUACAAGGCAGCAAACAAAGUAUUGUUUGGGUUUGGCAUCUCAAGGCGGUUCAUUCUCCACGAAGAUGGAGGACGAUGAGUUGUCUGAAAAGCUGCGAAAAGAAAUUGAAGCAAACCAGGACAAUGCCUUUCGCCUCUGCACUGAGAAGGUUCUACUUGCCAGACAAGCUCACGACCUUAUUGAUAGUCACAUAAAACGUCUUGAUGAGGAUUUGAAUAACUUUGCAGAAGAUCUCAAACAAGAAGGAAAAAUAGCACCAGAUGAGCCAGCUGUGCUUCCUCCAUUACCUUUAGUCCCUAAAGGUGAAAAACGCAAGCCACCAUAUGGAACACCUCAAUCGAAGAGGCUUGAUUACAAGGAGAGAGAUUGGGAUAGGGAGCGUGACAGAGAUUUUGAGCUUAUGCCUCCUCCUGGAAGCCUCAAGAAAGACUUUGCUUCACCCGUUGAACUUGAUCAACCCAUUGAUCCAAAUGAACCUACUUACUGUGUCUGCCAUCAGGUAUCUUUUGGAGAUAUGAUUGCAUGCGACAAUGAAAACUGCCAAGGAGGUGAAUGGUUUCAUUAUGCAUGUGUUGGGCUUACUCCUGAGACUAGAUUUAAGGGAAAGUGGUAUUGCCCGACGUGCAGGCAGGUACCACACCACUGAAGAUGCAUGUAUAUUGCUCUACACUUUGACAAAUUCAAUCUACCUAAAAAAGUAGCUGGGUACUAGUAACGAUUGAUUUUGCAACGAUUGUAAUUGAUUUUUUUUCCGCGCUGCA
Salvia hispanica is the source of this 1122-nucleotide messenger RNA. It is a transcript of the gene ING2, whose product is annotated as PHD finger protein-like protein. The record is from RefSeq and is a predicted model, not a curated record. Gene Ontology annotation, cellular component: nucleus. NCBI's taxonomy places the organism in Eukaryota, Viridiplantae, Streptophyta, Magnoliopsida, Lamiales, Lamiaceae.